Messenger RNA from Plasmopara halstedii, 636 nucleotides. RefSeq lists its product as uncharacterized. The record is from RefSeq and is a predicted model, not a curated record. The transcript has a single exon. Lineage: Eukaryota; Oomycota; Peronosporomycetes; Peronosporales; Peronosporaceae. The coding region runs from base 1 to 636 and encodes 211 amino acids.
AUGGUGACGAGUGGCCUCGUUGGGGAUGUGGAUGUGGUCAACUUCGAGUCUGACACUCUUUUUCCUGGGUGGAAUGACGAGGAAAGCGAGCCGCACCAGCGUCGUGGGACGAGCCCUGCUCGCGCUUUGCGGACUCCAUGUCCGUUUCCUGAGUUCUCGUCACCUGAAGGACGUGGUGUAAUCACCGAUGACCUCAAUGAUGCACAGAAGCGGCAGCUGGAAGCUGUCCAUAAGGUGGCUCUGAUACGCGCUUAUCCACGGUCAGACAUUGACCAUCGUGUGAAUUAUGGCUUCCGCCUGGCGGAUCCCGCUGUGGAAGCGAAGGAUGCUGUAACUCGAUCAUUACGCGUCGACAUCGUCGGGCCCCCGGCCAUUACGAAGGCUGGGCUUGUCGAACGGAAAGCUCUUCGAAAUCGAUACUUGGUACUACAAGAUUUUCCGUUGGACGUUUAUCGCACUCGUCUACGUACUCAACGAGGUGGCUCUCAUGUACCCGCAAUGCGAAUGAUACCUGUAGUGCUCGCCCCUAGCGAAAGCGGUACAGAUGACGAAGCGCUCUUUGAGCGAUCGGUGCAACGGCACCGAGAACUUUCGCCACCCCGAUUUGAGUUUGCCAAACUCAAAGCACGCCGUUGA